Molecule: messenger RNA, 185 nt
Organism: Sphaeroforma arctica JP610
Lineage: Eukaryota; Ichthyosporea; Ichthyophonida
Exons: 2
Cellular component (GO): endoplasmic reticulum
Source: RefSeq, a predicted model, not a curated record
AUGACUUUAGGUUCGCACAUCAAUAAGAAAUUCCAAAGCCAAUCGCUUCUGACCACGGAGCAGAUUAAUGUGUACCUGAGGUUGGAACAGGCUCCGCACAAGAAGGAAGAACUGGGCAUCUGCAACAAUGUGCUGUCGAAGAUUUCCUCGCUGCUGAAAGACUUGGAAAGUCCCUACAAGAUCAG